GCUAACCAAUCCGCCAUGGAUCACGUGAAACUGGUGAACGACCCCAUAGAUAUUGCCCAUAUCCAUCAGUUGCUGGCCGAUGAAGGCUGUGGAGCCUCAUCUGUUUUCGUGGGCACUACCCGCGAUAAUUUUCAAGGAAAAAAGGUGCUGUCAUUGGCGUACGAGGCCUACGAUAGCAUGGCACUCAAGGAAAUGAAUAAAAUCUGCUCAGAUCUCCGAUCUAAGUGGCACGAUCUAAAGCACAUAGUCAUAUAUCAUCGAUUGGGAACAGUGCCCGUAUGCGAAGCCAGUGUAGUUAUAGCCGCCUCGUCACCACAUCGUUCUGAGGCCUUAGAAUCAGUAUCUUUUGCAAUAGACCAGCUAAAAACUCGGGUUCCCAUCUGGAAAAAGGAAAUUUACGAGGGCGAUAACAACGGCGAAUGGAAGGAGAACAAGGAGUCCAUCAGGCCUAAGAAAUCGAAAAGUGGCUUCAACUACGCAGCUUGUCCCUGCAAAGUGGAGGAGUCACAUGACGUCCCGCGAACUCUGGUGCAAAUUAGAGUUAAUGACGCUGAGUUAACCAAGCGUUUAGAAUGUUUUGUCAACAGAAAACGGGACGAAAUAAACUCACAAAAUGUAGUUGACUUCAAAUCGUCUUUUGUCAGCUCAGACAAAGACUUGAGCGAUUCCUGCGCUCGAACGCAGAGCACAAUUAUCAAGCAGGAGCAGUCAAAUUGCCAUUUAAAAGUUCGACGAGUAAACAAUCGCUGCGGACCUCAACAAAUGGAAAUGCGACCCAACUACGAACUCGAACUGAAUAAACUAAUGGGAUCGCGUGACGGGCAAACGGAUCCAACCAAAGAAAUGAGGAAAUCGCUACCCAAUUCACGACUACAGGCAAUUGAAUCGUACAUGGGCCUAACCACCGACAACGAGGAAAACAUUUUCAGUAGAAUCAAAAGAGUGGAAAAUAGACUGCUGCAACUGGAGUCCAUUUCGCCCGAGUACAAACACUUCACCAAACGUGAACCGUCUUCUAUGGAAGCCGCGCCGCCGAAGAAGAUCAGAAAGAAAUCGUAUUCGGUGCAAGAAUUAAGUGCGUUCAUUCAAAAGAUUAAGAAUGUCAGCGAAUUUAUCUAAUAAAAACCUAAUUAAUUAUUA
Messenger RNA from Drosophila mauritiana, 1140 nucleotides. It is a transcript of the gene Mocs2B, whose product is annotated as molybdopterin synthase catalytic subunit. Gene Ontology annotation, molecular function: molybdopterin synthase activity. Bases 16 to 1119 code for a protein of 367 amino acids. Gene Ontology annotation, cellular component: cytosol. The record is from RefSeq and is a predicted model, not a curated record. Gene Ontology annotation, biological process: Mo-molybdopterin cofactor biosynthetic process. Lineage: Eukaryota; Metazoa; Arthropoda; Insecta; Diptera; Drosophilidae. The transcript is spliced from 5 exons.